Molecule: messenger RNA, 627 nt
Organism: Rosa chinensis
Lineage: Eukaryota; Viridiplantae; Streptophyta; Magnoliopsida; Rosales; Rosaceae
Product: agamous-like MADS-box protein AGL62
Exons: 1
Coding region: 1-627 (208 amino acids)
Biological process (GO): regulation of transcription by RNA polymerase II
Molecular function (GO): DNA-binding transcription factor activity, RNA polymerase II-specific; RNA polymerase II cis-regulatory region sequence-specific DNA binding; protein dimerization activity
Source: RefSeq, a predicted model, not a curated record
AUGGGACGAAGGAAGAUUGAAAUCAAGAAAAUCGACAACAAAGCCUACCUAAAGGCCACCUUUUCGAAGCGGCGAAAGGGUUUGUUCCGAAAAGCUGCUGAGCUUUGUGAUAUGUGCGGUGCCGAGAUCGCCAUUCUUACCGUUUCACCGGGUGGCAAGUUCUACAAUUUUGGUCACCCGAACGUUGAUUCCAUCAUAGCUCGGUAUUGUGGUGGUGAGACUUCAUGUAUACUUCAUGAAAAUCAUGAUUGUGUGAGUCAUGAAGAUGAUGAUGAAGAUUUAGAAGGCGAGCAAGAGAAGGAAGAGGAUAUUACCGAUGAUGUCGAUGAGGUUGAGCCUAUCCAUGAGGAGGAGCCUAUCCACAAGGCCGGCGAGGAGAAGGAGCUUAUUGACCUUAUCAAUAGAGAAGGAGAUGGGACGAUGCGCUUAUCAAUAGACUUCUCCCGCAAGUUUUGGUGGAAUGAGGAGGAGCCUAUUGAUCCAGAACAACGUGAGAUGUACAUUCAUAGCCUAAUGGAAUUGAGAAACAAUGUGAUUUGGGUGUUGAAUGAUAGGAACAGGAGAGAAUCAUACGUUAAGGACUAUAUGGGUGGGGAUAUAAGUUAUGAUAUGGUAACCCUAAAAUAG